UUGAAAAUUGGUCAACCUCAAGCCUCCUUCUUUCCAAACCAGGUCACAAUCCCAACUUUUCUCUUUAUUAUCUCACUAUAUCUACUCUAAUUUCAUGUUUAACUUUGCUUUUAUCUUCUGCGAUUCAAUCUUUCUUACUGUUCCUUCUCUUCUGGCUCAUAUCAAAUUGGACAAGUUUCUUUCUUUAUGAUUUGUGGGUAAUAUGUUUGCUGAUAAAUUGAGAAAUUUGGAGUCCUUAUUGCUUUUCGAAAUCCUUUCAAAAUUUAGAGAUUGAAAAAAUUAGAUUUCUUUUAUGCUCAAAAUCAGCUGCUGAGGAGGUCAGUACAAUGGAAGAAGAGCCCUUUGAUGCUGGGUUGCAAAUUUCUAUGUCUUCAGAUGAUAUGGAAGAAGUCUUACAAUCAAAUCACCCGUCUAGUAUCAUUGAAGUCCCCAUUGUCAAUGGCCCCUCUAUGAUUGAUGUUUAUGAUGAAUUCCUCUCAUUAUCGACGAAAUUUUUUGAAAAUCGAGAAGACCUUGUCAGUGCUAUUCGUAAGAUUGGGUUGCUGCAGGGGUAUGUUAUGGUAAUCAAAAGAUCUAGAAGCAAUAGAGAUGUGGCUAUUGGUUGUGAUAGAGGUGGUUGUUAUCGAACCUGCUCUGCACUUGAGGAGAAGAAAAAGAAUUCAGCUUCUCGUUGGAUAGAUUGCCCUUUCAAAAUUGUGGGAAGAAGGACAGCUGAAGGGUUGUGGAAGGUCGAGAUAAGUGGCUUGUUACAUAACCAUGAGCCUUCCACUGACAUGGUUGGACAUCCAUAUUGUCGUCGGUUUACUAAAGAGGAAGCCUUACAAGUUGAACAAAUGAGUCGGGCUGGCAUAAAACCACGUCAAAUUCUCUCUUCGCUUCGACAAAGUAAUCCUGAUCUUCUAGCUGUUUCCAGAAAUAUAUAUAGCAAGACAGCUCAGUUUAGGAGGGAGAGUCUAGGUGGGCGUUCGAUUAUUCAAGCAUUAUUAGAUGAGCUUGGUGGUGUUGGUUUUUCUCAUAAUGUCAAAUAUGAUCACUCUGGUCAUUUGACUCAUCUAUUCUUUGCUCAUCCUACUUCCAUUGAGUUGACUAAAAGCUUCUCUAAUGUCUUUGUGAUGGAUUGUACUUAUAAGACAAAUAAGUACAAGAUGUCAUUACUUGAGAUUGUAGGAGUGUCGAGUUUCAACACAUCAUUCUAUUUGUGUUUUGUUUUCAUGCAAAAAGAGGAACAACAGGAUUAUCAGUGGGCUCUUGAAAUGUUCAGUAAGUUGUUGGGAGAUGGUAAUCAUCCAUUGGCGAUUAUAACUGAUAGAGAGUUGGCAUUAAUGAACGCAGUACAAGUUGUGUUUCCGAUGACUCCUAAUCUUUUAUGCAUAUGGCAUAUUGAAAAAAAAUAUUCUUGCACAUUGUAAGGGUCAGUUUAAUUAAGGAAGAUGCAGAUUGGGUUGGUUUUAUGUCUUCUUGGAGUACCCUUGUAAAGUCUUGGGACGUGUCAAUGUUUAUUGAAGCUUGGAACUGUUUUCAAAUUGAGUACAAAGACUAUGCUUCCGUUCUGACUUACAUUGGCAAUACUUGGCUUCCAUGGAAAGAGAGGUUUGUAUUUGCAUGGACCGGACAGAUUUCACACUUUGGUAAUAAUGUUACUUCUAGAGCAGAAGGUGCACAUGGAACCUUAAAGAAAUAUCUUCAAGUUUCUACUGGUGGUCUCCGUGAAGUGAAGGAAAAUAUUUGUCUUACUAUUCAAAAUCAGUUUCAAGAAAUUAGAACUCAACUUGCAAGUGAAAAGA
Messenger RNA from Rosa rugosa (rugosa rose), 1784 nucleotides. Its product is annotated as protein FAR-RED ELONGATED HYPOCOTYL 3-like. The coding region runs from base 327 to 1409 and encodes 360 amino acids. Gene Ontology annotation, cellular component: mitochondrion. The record is from RefSeq and is a predicted model, not a curated record. Gene Ontology annotation, molecular function: malonate-semialdehyde dehydrogenase (acetylating, [NAD(P)+]) activity; methylmalonate-semialdehyde dehydrogenase (acylating, NAD+) activity. Gene Ontology annotation, biological process: thymine catabolic process; L-valine catabolic process. Lineage: Eukaryota; Viridiplantae; Streptophyta; Magnoliopsida; Rosales; Rosaceae. The transcript is spliced from 2 exons.